This is a messenger RNA of Doryrhamphus excisus (bluestripe pipefish), 2726 nucleotides long. NCBI's taxonomy places the organism in Eukaryota, Metazoa, Chordata, Actinopteri, Syngnathiformes, Syngnathidae. The record is from RefSeq and is a predicted model, not a curated record.
CUGCUCGUCAUCUGAGGACAAACGUGACAUAAAACCGCCAUGGCAACCCUGCUAUAAUGUUGCCUUGCUAGUGUUCUACGUGAAUUGGGGACGUUCCUUCGUGUGUAAAGAGGACUUUGAAUGCUUCAUUCAUGCUGAAACGGAUGACAUCAUUGAUAGAGUGGCUGAUGUAAAGUGAGAGGUGUGGGAGGGGGUGUGUGAGGAGGAAGAAGAGGAGACAUCGUGACAGUGGGAAUCUGGCACGGAUCGGCCCGGAUGAAAAGGAAGGGUCUCGCGAGGCGAUGAACCGCGUAGAUGCGUCGCUAUCCAGGGUCCUGAGUGACACCGAAGCAUCUGGCCAGACGACCGUGAGUUCCAGCCAUCAAUAACCAUGGAGUUGAGAGUGGGAAACAAGUACCGCCUCGGGAGGAAGAUAGGGAGCGGAUCCUUUGGAGACAUUUAUCUGGGUUCCAACCUCGCCACAGGGGAGGAAGUCGCCAUCAAGUUGGAAUGCGUCAAGACCAAACAUCCACAGCUCCACAUUGAGAGUAAAUUCUACAAGAUGAUGCAGGGAGGAGUGGGUAUCCCAUCCAUCAAGUGGUGCGGAGCCGAGGGCGACUACAAUGUCAUGGUCAUGGAGCUGCUGGGCCCCAGUUUGGAGGACCUGUUCAACUUCUGCUCCCGCAAGUUCAGCCUGAAAACCGUCCUACUGCUGGCCGAUCAGAUGAUCAGCAGGAUCGAAUACAUCCACCUGAAGAACUUCAUCCACAGAGACGUGAAGCCCGACAACUUCCUGAUGGGGCUUGGAAAGAAGGGCAACCUGGUCUACAUCAUCGACUUCGGCCUGGCUAAGAAAUACCGGGAUGCCCGAACGCACCAGCACAUUCCCUAUCGAGAGAAUAAAAACCUCACCGGCACCGCCCGCUACGCCUCCAUCAACACCCACUUGGGCAUUGGUGACACCACACUCACACACACAUGGACGUUAUUUGCAAGUUUUUUAAUUAUUAUUUCCGCCGCUCUCUUCUCUGUCUCCUCCACAGAGCAGUCGAGGAGAGAUGAUCUGGAGUCGCUGGGCUACGUCCUCAUGUACUUCAACCUGGGCUCUCUGCCUUGGCAGGGCCUCAAGGCCGCCACCAAGAGGCAGAAGUACGAACGCAUCAGCGAGAAGAAAAUGUCCACUCCCAUUGAGGUGCUGUGCAAGGGCUACCCUUCUGUGUUCUCCACCUACCUGAACCUGUGUCGCUCCCUGCGCUUCGACGACAAGCCAGACUAUUCCUACCUGAGGCAGCUCUUCAGGAACCUUUUCCACAGACAGGGCUUCUCGUACGACUACGUCUUCGAUUGGAGCAUGCUGAAAUUUGGGGCCAGUCGGACAACAGAGGAUGGAGACAAAGACCGUAAGGAGGAAAAAGAGGAUGAGGAGCGAGCAGGAGAAGGUCAGAGAGGUGCUGGUGGUCGAGCUUUGCCAUCUGGACCUAAACCUUCCGCAGCUAACCGAGUCAAGAAUGAAGCGGAUGUAGUUCCGUCUAAAGCGUUCACACGUGGGGUGCAGCCGUCAGGUAACCGCUCUCCUCAGGUGGGCCGAGCAGAACGAGCCGAACGAGAGCGCAAAGUCGCUAUGAGGCUUCAUCGCGGCGCUCCCGCCAACCUGUCGUCAGGUGACCUUUCAGCUCGCCUCGACCAAUCACGCAUCACGGCAUCGCAGGUCAGUGUGCCAUUUGAACAUCUGGCAAAGUGAAUUCUUCUCAACGGGCCUGCUGGUCAGAGGCAGCGGCUGCAGGGACUCAACUACCCCCUGCUUUUCAAAUGCAUGAAUGAAGGCAUGAGUGAGUAUCGGAGCAAGAAGAGUGUACGUUUCAGGCACUCGAAUAGGGGGGGAUAAAUGGCGUCCACGUGCGAACACUGGUGACCAGACGGAGCGGAAGUAACGCUUCAAUGAUGGAAGCCAGUGGACCAAAAUAAAAAAAAAGAAAAACUUGACAAGUACUAGCCAGCGCUGUUUGUACGUAGGGUGCGGUUUCAUCGAGUGAAGCGACGGAUCUGGAAUUAACAGAUCAACCACCAAAUCCAUCCUUUCAGAGGCUCAAACAUGCAAAACAAAAAUAUGAAAUGCACAAAUGUUCAGGUUUCUUUGGUUUACAGCUGUGAUCGACGACAAUUUAAUGCUAAUGUUAAGGCGUUAAAUAUGCUGCGUAUUGAUUGCCUUUCAUUUCUGAAGUAUAAAAACCAAUGUGACAGUCAAGAGAUGUAUUAUUUGUGGAUUUAGGCGUUUCUUAGAAAUAGUCCAAAAUGUCUGUCUGUGUGUUAUCAUUGUACUUGUUUAUCAUUCUGCUUUGCCGAUGAGACCAAAAUACACAAUGCAGGAGGUUAAUUAUUUUGAUUAAAAUAGCUUAUUGUUUAUUUUGUGAGGUAUCAACUUGAAGUUGAAGUGAAAAGAGGGAAUCUCACAGAAUGUUAUAAUCACACCUUAUUCUAGUGUGUAAAUUCAAAGAUCUUAAUGAUGUAUAUGAUGUACAUACAGUUUGUUUUUUUUUCUGAAAAGUGUAAAAUGUGGCAAUAAGUAUUUGCCAGAAUGUACCAGAGUAACAUGUUUAUCCCUUAUGCAAGGAAUCCUGGGGUAGGAAGCCCAACAGAAAAUAACUUAGAAAUGAUGAUGUCUUGUGCAUUUAUUUCCCACAAACCGCUUUUGUUUAUGAUAUUUGUGUAUACUUUCAAUAUCAAUAAAAAAAUACUGUUCAUGCUGA